Molecule: messenger RNA, 1421 nt
Organism: Salpingoeca rosetta
Lineage: Eukaryota; Choanoflagellata; Craspedida; Salpingoecidae
Exons: 1
Coding region: 231-1421 (396 amino acids)
Source: RefSeq, a predicted model, not a curated record
UUUCGCAGCAAUCCUGUGUGUGUGUGUGGACUGAGCACAAACACACAGAAACAAGUGUGCAACCGAGCACACACCUCACGGCACCACCUCUCACACAUCGACCUCAACACCACACGCAUUCUCGUCCUGUUCACCUCGCCUUCCAAGCAGCCCUUGGCCUCAGUGACGCGCGACGAGCCAGUCAGUCACCAGUUUGACACCGAUUUGGCACACCUUUGGUCGGCACAACAAUGGGCUGGACGCUGCGGAUCCGGUACAGUGGCAGUGUGCAGCAGUUGCAUGACGUGGACGAAACCGCAUCCCUGCAGGCGCUGCAUGAUCGCAUUGCCGCCGCCGUUGGCGUGCCUGCAGAGUCCAUGCGCCUGCUUGCCGGGUUCCCGCCACGGCCACUGGCAAGCGCUGAUGAUGUAGCCACAACGGAGAAGCCAUUGACAGAGAUACCGGGCCUCAGCAACUGCACCACGUUGGUCGUGACACAGCCGCCACAACAGCAGCAACAGCAGGAGCAGCAAGGCGAUGAGCACAGCAGCGGCGGCGCCGACGCUGCUUCGCGUGCAAUUGCAGCGCGUGCAGCAAAGGCAUCACGGGCCCGGGACGGCGCAGGCAAAGGUGGAGGUGGACCUGGACGUGGGCGUGGGCGUGGCGGCAAGCCAACAGCGAGUGAAGAACAGGCAGACGCGCUCUCGUGGCAGGAUGGGCUCGCAGACGACCUCAUCAAGGCUGUGGACGGCAACGCCGUGACAGCGUCCCUGCGCGACCUUCGACAAAGCGUCAAGGACAUGAUGCUGAAGGCUCAGGCGCAGCGUCGGGCGUACGACCGGGAAACGGCUGCGCGCGGCGGCACACACGAGAUUGGCGACGUGCCCGGCGAGUUUACGCUGAGCGGCAUCUCGCGGCGGUUCCGCGUCACGUUCCCCAUUGGUCGACGCAAGACGGCGCACGAGGACUACCCGAAGCUGCCCGCCAUCAUCAUCGGUCACCUCUUCACGCAGCUGUCGAGGCACCCUGACCACCGGGAGAACCUGCGGCCGUUCAACAUGGCGCUGACAUCGCCCAACGUGUUCUGGAACGUGGUGCGGCUCAAGGACGAGACAGGGGAGGCGGCUGCCAACAUGGACCUGGAGGAGUAUGUGCAGUCGCUGGCGCCGGGUGCAGACUGGUCCUUUCUGCGGCACCGCGUGCGCAACAUGUCUGCGAAAGCUCUCGAGAACAAGCGGAUGGCCGACGAGCGGAAGAGGCGGAGAGAGGCGCGGCAGGCCAAGGCGAAGCGAGCAAAGGCACAGGCCGACGAUGGCGACGAUGGUGAUGACGGUGGUGACGACGGUGACGAGGACGACAAUGAUGGUGGUGGUGAAGCUGUUGUGGGUGACGAACAGGAGACAGGCACGGCCGAUGACGAUGCUGUUGUGGUCGUGGACUGA